Rhododendron vialii is the source of this 1549-nucleotide messenger RNA. RefSeq names its product E3 ubiquitin-protein ligase CIP8. Gene Ontology annotation, biological process: protein ubiquitination. Gene Ontology annotation, molecular function: ubiquitin protein ligase activity. Gene Ontology annotation, cellular component: cytoplasm. The coding region runs from base 120 to 1232 and encodes 370 amino acids. The transcript is spliced from 2 exons. The record is from RefSeq and is a predicted model, not a curated record. NCBI's taxonomy places the organism in Eukaryota, Viridiplantae, Streptophyta, Magnoliopsida, Ericales, Ericaceae.
GAUCACCAACGCAAAGAGAAGCGCCCUUCCACCUGCAAACCCACACAAUCAACCAACAAACAUCUACCCGGUAUAAGGCAACUUCAAAGGCGCCCUCUCUCUCUCUCUCUCUCUGUGCAAUGGCGGAGGUUACUUUCCUUCACCCUCACGACGGCGACGGCGACGACAGCGACCUCAUCGAUUUUUUUGCCCCCGUCCCCUACUACCAGGACUUCUCCGACACCUUCGCUCCCUUCCACCCCGAUCCCUUCGAUUUCAACCCAGAUGCAAUCCCCGCAGUCGAUCUCUUCGAUCGCGAAAACCAGGUCAACUUCGUCAUGGACCUGUUCCACCAGCGCGUCGAGCAAUCGGGUGUGGUCUCUCCCGAUCCGGGUCCGACCCGUUUGGAGCUAGAUCUAGGGUUAGGGUUUGAUGAUGAUUGUGAUGAGGGGGAUUUUGGAUUUAGGGUUGGGGUUAGGGUUGGGUCUGAUUCAGAAGAGGAUGAUGAGAAUGAGUUUCUUGGGAUGGGAUUGAAUUUAGAGGAUAACAAUGAUAAUAAUAAUGGGUGUGAUGAUGAUAUUAGUCUGCAGCUAUGUUGGGAUUCUUUCCAGUUAGAAGAUAAUAAUAGAGAUGGGGUUGAGGAUUUUGAGUGGGAAGAAGUGGAUGCUAGGGUUGAUGAGAGAGAGGUGUUGAGCAUGUUUGAUGUGGAUGAGGAAUUGGAUGUUUCACCGGUGCCGAGUGUGAUGAUUCCAAAUCAAGAUGAAGAAGAAGAAAUGGGUGUGGAGUUGGCGGGUGCGAUGAGGGGUAAUAAUUUGGAGUGGGAGGUUUUGUUGGAUGUUCACAAUUUGGAAGCCCAUUUGAGUUUAGAACAUGAUGGUGUUGAGAAUCUUGAAUAUUUGGGAGAUCACGACGCUGUGGAGUACGAGAUGUUGUUUGGCCAAUUCGCGGAGAACGAGAACUCGAUGAUUGGGAGGCCUCCUGCUUCGAAAACGGUCGUUGAGAAUCUUGAAUCCGUGGUUGUGACGAAGGAGGACGUGGAAAGUGAUAAUUCACUUUGCGCGGUUUGUAAGGAUGGGAUGACUGUUGGGGAGAAAGCAAAGCAGUUGCCUUGUUCGCACCGGUACCAUGGGGACUGCAUUGUUCCGUGGUUGGGGAUUAGGAAUACGUGCCCUGUCUGUCGCUAUGAGUUGCCAACGGAUGAUCCUGAUUAUGAGAGGAGGAAGAGGACCCAAAGAGCUGGCCGCAGUCAUUGAAGACGGUUGGAUUUGUUUUCCAUGCCUCUGAUGAAGGUGAAUAAUAUCGGUGAUUAAGUGGUUGUGAACAAGUUGUAUACGAGGAGGGAUCAAGUCAUCUUGGAAGUAGAAGCAACUUAGUAGGCUUCAAUGUUCAAUGAAACUAUGAUGGACAGUUGCGGAAAAGAAAAUUCGUAGGCACAUGUUUUGUUUUCAUGGAAGAGUUUAGGAGAAGCAUAUAGAUAUCAACACCUUCUCUCCUUAAUGGAAUGGCUGGAGCCUGGAGGUGACACAUUGAGGAGGAUAAAGCUGCUUAUGCGAGAUAUAUAUAUAUAUAU